This is a messenger RNA of Paraphaeosphaeria sporulosa, 1158 nucleotides long. RefSeq names its product Frataxin. Gene Ontology annotation, cellular component: mitochondrion. Bases 266 to 883 code for a protein of 205 amino acids. Gene Ontology annotation, molecular function: ferric iron binding; iron chaperone activity; ferroxidase activity. The transcript has 2 exons. NCBI's taxonomy places the organism in Eukaryota, Fungi, Ascomycota, Dothideomycetes, Pleosporales, Didymosphaeriaceae. The record is from RefSeq and is a predicted model, not a curated record. Gene Ontology annotation, biological process: intracellular iron ion homeostasis; iron incorporation into metallo-sulfur cluster.
AACUUGGUCAAGCGGGGCUGGCCGGCAUUGUUGAAGACCAGCACGGCGUUGAUCAUGGCUGGGCUCGCGGUAGGGUCCGUCACGACGGCGGGACGUCUGCGGAGGAGCUGCGGGGAAAUCGCUGGCGAAGCGCGCUGCGUCGCGGCCCAAGCUCAAAGUGGAAACGAGCUCUCCUCGCGGUGCCGCCAGCAUCCCGCCGACCACUUCCGUUCUAUAUCCCACCACCGACGAACACUGCCAAAUCCCGUACACUACAUCGCCAGCUAUGAAGUCGCUAUCAAGAGCCGGACAGGUCGCCCUCCGCCGGGCCGUCCGCACGCCUCUCCGCGCCCAGAUGUCCGCCAAUGGCGUCAUCGCUAGAGCUCCCGUCGCGGUGGCCAGGGCCAGCGGCGCAAGCACUGCGGUUCGCGGCUUCCACUCGUCAAUGACGCUCAAGGGCAUCAUGCCCGAGUCGGAGAACCCAGCGCCGCCCCAGAGCGAGGACUCCGAGCACCCUACCGUGCCCACGGACAUCUCCACUUCCGAGUUCCACGAGCGUGCCGACGAGUAUCUGGAAGAGCUGCUGGGUGAGCUGGAGGCGAAGCAGGAGGAGACUCCCGAUUAUGAUGUGGAGUACUCGGCGGGCGUAAUGCACGUCAAGAUCCAGUCGCGCGGCCACGAAUACGUGCUCAACAAGCAGCCGCCGAACAAGCAGAUCUGGUGGAGCUCGCCCGUGUCCGGACCGAAACGAUUCGACUGGGUGGUAAUGGGUGAGGGAUUGCAUCAGAAGGAGGGAGGCGGUGCGGGAGACUGGAUCUAUCUGCGCGACGGAACAUCUCUUAGCGACCUCGUCCGACAGGAAUUGGGCGUUGCUCUGGGCAAGGACGACAGUGCUCCGAUCUAGUUAUUCCAUGGAUGGCACAGUGUGGGAAUAUGAAGGGUUUUGUAUGCAUGGUCUGUUAUAACAGGAGCGUCAAUUUUCCAAGCUACUCCAGUCGCAAGCAUGGCGACUCUAAUUAUGGUGCAACAACUAUCUGGCGUUGAGGACUGUCGCUUUUCAUGCGACAGCACCAUGUUCUCGCAUACAGAACCAGGUUCGAAGUAUAUGCAUUGCCUUGCUCGUCAGGGAGAUAACAGGGGACCAAAGACUCCCACAGUGUCUGGUCGGACUGGCCCACG